Messenger RNA from Diorhabda carinulata, 2778 nucleotides. RefSeq names its product TLC domain-containing protein 3A. NCBI's taxonomy places the organism in Eukaryota, Metazoa, Arthropoda, Insecta, Coleoptera, Chrysomelidae. The record is from RefSeq and is a predicted model, not a curated record. Gene Ontology annotation, cellular component: membrane; endoplasmic reticulum. The coding region runs from base 211 to 1221 and encodes 336 amino acids. Gene Ontology annotation, biological process: lipid homeostasis. The transcript is spliced from 5 exons.
AGUUAAUAGUUUUUCUCUACUAAUCUCGAAGCUACCAAGCGCGUUAACUUCAGAUUGGCAAAUGACAAUACGAUAUUUUUAACCUCAAAUAUUCUUCAAAAAUAAAAAUGGACUUCAAAUUUGUAAAGACUGAAGUAGGUAGAGAAGUAUGCUUAGUUUGUCUUUAGAUUCAAUUCAUUUAUAUAUAUUCUUCAAGUAACGGAAUUAAAAAUGAGAUCGAAACCAGGGCAUAUUACUCCUUUUUUCAAGAAAGAGCAAAAGAAAACAUCAUUUUUAGUACCAUAUGUGCUGUUAACAAUAGCAUCAGUAAUAGUGUCUAUUGUAGCAGUCAGUGACCUUCAUUGGGAACAACACGUAUCAAUCAAUAGGGGAAUGGUAAUAUUUAUUAGUGGUCUAGUAUUUUUUUCUUCUUUAUAUCUUGCCAUAAAUACUGUUUUUCUACACACCCACUCAGGAAGACGAAUCAUAAAGACUUAUAAACUUAGUUAUAGCGAUAUCUAUGACAUCAGUAACAAGCAUGUAUCAGCUGUUCAGGCACUAUUUUGUUGCAUCACAGGUGUAACAGCUGCGUGUUACAGCUGUAGUCGUGAUGUCCUCAGGACAUCCCACUAUAUAUCUGAAGCAUAUGCUUGGUUUGGAGCGGCAUAUUUUUUCUAUGAUAUUUGGUCUAUGUAUAAAGUUUACAUUGCCAAAAUAGGUAAUGUACAAAUGAAUGGUGAUGCCAAAAGUAAUAAAACCGUCUCAGAAUUUUACCAAUGGAUGAAAUAUCUAGGGAAUAAUUUUGUAAUUGUAGGACAUCACAUAUUUAUAGGAUGUUUUGGAUUCUUAGUCAUAACAUAUUUAAGAGGAGGUUUAGGUGAUUGUUUUUUCGGAUUUGUGUACCUGAUGGAGGCAAGUACUCCCUUUGUAUCUUUGAGAGGAAUUUUAUCCAAAAUCGGAUUAAAGAACACUCCCAUUUAUGUUGUAAACGGACUUAUGAUGUUAACUGUGUUCUUCAUAUGCAGAAUAGCUAUGUUUCCCUAUGUAAUAUAUAUGUAUUCAAUAUCUGUUAAUUUGGAUUUCAUAUCGGCAGUUCAUUCAUUACCCAGAGGUUGUAAAAUAAGUAUAGCAAUAUUGCUGCUACCACAAUUGUACUGGUUUUACCUUAUGGUGAAUGGAGCAACAAAAGUUUUGAAACAUUCCAUUACCAAUAACAAUAUGAAAACCCUGAAAUCCAAGUAACGGGAUUCAUUUCAGAUACUAUGAGAUUGCGUUAAAAAAAGGAAAAAGGUUGUGAUUAAUUACAGAGCUGGGUAGGAUAUUUUGUUACAGUUAUCUAUAAAAUUAGAUGUGCAUCUAUAUAGUAACAUACAAUUUAUAGUUACCAAUUAUAACUGAUUGAAAAGUAAUUACAAUAUAUGGUAUCAUGGAAUUUUCUAUUUUUAUUCUAACAAAAGAAUCUGCAGGGCUUUCUUGAACAAAGGGUAGAGGGAAAAUAUACCAAAUAUAGAUAAGGAGAGAGUUUGUUAGGAAGACUUUGUUUCAAACUAAUAUACAAUAAUAAUUGAAUUGAAAAAUGUAACUACCACUUCGAUGUACCAUUUAUUCCUGUUAAGGCAGCUUGUUGAUGAAGAAAAUAAAAUUUUUCCCCCUAGGAAAUCAAUGUAUCUUUAGAUUUCUGUUUACAUCGUCCUAACACUACGUAAUCAUUAUUUGGCUAUAUAUGAUGCCAACAUUUACACUACACUGUUUGGUUUAACAAUCUUUCUAUAAGUCACUGAUUUGUAUUUGGCUCUAACGAACUGUUCUGAAAAUUCCUAUUCGAAUCUAUGAUGCAGUAUAAACAAAAUUUAUAUACGAGGUGUUAGAACAAUUUCUAAAAAAGUGUUAAAAAUGUAUUUACAACAAAGUGUGUGCUUUUGCUUAGGUAUAUUAUAUAUAUAGAUGAAUGUAUUUUUCAAAGUAUCUAUUUUUUAGACCAUUUCAUGAUCACGAUCAGAUCAGGCUUUUGCUACAAAAAAUUCUUAAGAUCAGAAUAGAUAUUAAAACAAUUUUAGCAUGGAUUAAAGACUCGCUAGGUACACACCGUCGAUGGGGUCAACACAUUUUUUGGUAAAAAAAAAUAAUUACACAGAUACCCCUAGGAAAUAUUUUGUUCGAGAUUUAAACCAGUUUGUUGUUUAUUUGUGUUACCUGUUUACUUCAGAUGUAUAGAAUGAGCGACUAGAAGAGAGUUUUUUUUAGAUAGUAACUGCUACAUCAAAUCCCACAGUACAUCAUAUUAAUCAAAUUAUUUUUUUAACAAUUUUUAAAUACCAAGUUCUAUUAUUUAUAAGUGAUCUUGAAUUCAAAUUGAUUCAUAUCAUAUUUCCAUUUAAUUAUUAUAAAGUGAGUUUAUAAUUCGAUUACACCUUCCAAAGGUCGCAAUAAUAAUUUGUUUAUAGAUAGAUCAGCUCCUGAGGUCAUUCGGAGAAUAUUUAGGGAGGAUACAGGAAAUAAGAGUAGUAGAAAUCAGAAUACGUGGUUUUUCUUAAUGUAGUACAUCCCAAUAGGACAAAUGGACACCAAAAACAACUCUACUAUGAUGUUAAAUAUAAAGUAGACAAAGAUAUGUAAUACAUCCCCCAAACUUUUAAAGGAAAUGGUUUUCAUAUGGUUGAAAAACCAUUACCGGAGUUGUCGUUGGGGGUGGUGCCAAAUAUUUAUUGUCGGACCAUCUUAUAGGCAGAAAGAAGUGUGGGCAUAUAUCUAAAAAGAAAAGAUUCGUUUCGAUUCUAGAAGUAUUAUUAAAGAAGGAAA